CAAGUACUGGGGUCUCUUAAAUUAUUUUAGCGAGUAUUUAUUUACGUAUAAUCCAAUUAUAUUUGAUCAGUGCUGUGUUGAUAACAGUUGUACCACUUAGUUUGACUUAUAUUACAUCAUACAAAUAAUAUAUCUACUAUACGAAUUCCAUUUUAUAGUACAAUACAGAGUGGAAAUAAGAGUUUUUUAUUAUCUAACAGUGUGACAAUUGAUCAAAUAUGAUACCAGAUAACGUGACACUGAUUGUAAAGGCGCCUAAUCAGCAAAUUGAUGAUCAGAAUAUCGAGUGUGAGUCUUCAUGGACAGUCAGACAACUCAAAGGACACCUAUCUGAAGUUUAUCCUAGCAAACCGAAAGCAGACGAGCAGAAAAUUAUCUAUUCUGGUCAGCUGUUAGAGGACAACGCCAUUUUAAAAGACGUGCUAAGAAACUAUGAAAGUCAAAUAGCACAUACUAUGCACUUGGUUUGCUCGUCGAAAAGAAUGCAGGAAAACACCCCAGAAGUACCCAAGACGGACGGUCUGCGACAGAGAAAUGUUACGACGGAGAAUUCACAGCGUCCAGCAGAAACUACACCUAGACCGGAAAUGAGGCAAAAUGAUCAAAACCACACGGUCGAAAUGCAGAACUAUCUCACAUCCUUCGUUAACAACUAUGGAAGGGUUCCGCCCUAUCCUAACUAUAAUUUCGGAGAAGGCUACCUGCCUGUUCCGAAUGAUCCGGCAUCUAUGGCCAAUCAUAUGCUGAUGAUGCAACAGGCAUAUAUGCAAUAUAUGCAGCAAUAUGCUAACAUGAGACAAGCAAUGGCUACUGACACCGCGAUUCCACCCGCAACAGAAGCCCCACCACCACCAGCGGAGGCACCAGAGCCAGAACUAGAUGAGGGCGCAGCGAGAGACUGGCUGGACCAUUUGUAUGCGGCUUCAAGAUUUGCGAUACUCUUGUCGUUGUUCUGCUUGUACGGAAGCCCUGCGAGACUUCUGCUCGUUAUAUUGUUGGCGGCAGCUGGUUAUUUACACCAAAUCGGCUUCUUCCGCGACUUGAACGUGAAUCCUGUAAAUAACGGGCAACGCCGUAACGAACCGCGCAACGGACAAAGAAACGAACCGCAAAAUAACGACGACCAGGAACCAAAUCAAGGCAGUCGACAACCGAACGAACAGCAAGAAAAUGAUAACGAUAAUCAACAAUCGUUGCUAUCGGUUACUUGGAUGAUAUUCACGUCAUUUUUCGCGUCAUUAAUACCGGAUACAAAUUAAUGUUUCUUUUAAAGCGAUUUAGAUCUCUUAACACCAUUCAAGUAUUUAAAAAGAGACUUCAUAUUGAUUUCUUAAAAAUAUAAAAAUGAUACAAAUAACUUUUUAAUAUCAUAUACUUGCUUGCCUAGCUCGAUGAAAUACCAGUGAAAACGUAAUUGCUUUACAAACACUGUAUAUAUGUGAGCAUGUUGAAUUAUCUUCGAAAAAAAAUAUAUUUAUUAUAUAUUUCGAGUUAUUGUCAAAGCCGUGAUAUAUAACUUCGCUGAAGGUGAAGCUUUGUGACCUUUGAGUGACAUUCAAAUAAUUAUUAAAUAAUCAAAUCUAGCAACACUAAAUUGACGGGAAUAAUGCGCGAUUUGAUUCUUCGAUUCUUUGACAGUUGCGACAUUUAUUGUCAAUGUGUCAAAAGUGCCAAAUGGCGGCCCAAUUAUCGGACACAUUGAACAUGAUUGGUCAUGUAGAUUGGUCAAUCUCAAAUUGUGUUUAGGGGUUUUACAAUACAUCUGACGUUAGGUCAUGGAAUUCAAAACCAUUUUGUAUGAAAUUAAGAAUGGUGGAGAAAAAUCCUUGUAAUUAAAUUUCAUUAUAUUAUCAAGGCUUUGACAUUUUCCUUCCGAUUUAUAUUUGAUAUAGUUCUUGGGUAGGGUUGUUGAAGUUUUUUUGCUUUUGAUUAAUUUGGAAGAUUGAGGCAGACCACUGUUUGAGGAUUCGAUUACAUAUAAACGAGAAAUUUUAAUACAAACAUAUGGCAAUAAAUAUUGACAAUUCCAUUUAAAUGGAUUUAAAUAUUGAGAUUUAUUGUCAUAUAAUCGGUCAGCAUUAUAUCUUUUUAUUAUUCCUGAGUGCCCCUAAUUCAGUUAAUGGCAUACAUAUUAUUAAAAAAAAAAAAGUUUUACCGCGAAAUAUAUGGUUGUAUGAAUGUUUUAAACGUAUGAACUGACGUUAAACCAAAUAUUAAUUGUAUAUAACUUAUAUAACUAGUUUAGCUGUGUUAGAAUUACGUAUAUUUUGAUGAUAUUAAAAAAGUAUGUACAGAGGAAAUGAACAUUUUGUCCUUUUGUUAAUAUUUUCGUGAUCGUUUUUGCUUUUAAAAUUUGCCAUUUAUUAAUUAUAUGGUAUAAAAAUAGUUAUCUGUAUUAGGUAUAGAAAUAUUGUUCAUGUAAUUGUAGAUUUUAAAGUAUUAAGUCAUGGGUCAAAAAAUAUUUUUUUUCUUAAUUGGUACGAUGUUUGUUAAAUAUAAUUAAUUAGAUGUUAUAGGUAAUAUUUAAUAUUGCUUUAACAUUUUAAUCGGGAAAUAAUGUAAUGGCUUGAAUAUUUUUGGAAUCGAAUGAUGGUUAGAACGCUUCGGUAACAUUUCGAUAUAUGUAAGAUCUGCUCAUGUGAUGAUUGGAGGUACGAGUUGAUUUGGAUUAGUCAUUAGUAAGGCUGCUGCGUUUUAAGCGUUACAGCGCUUUAAAUUUGUAAUAAGUCUUACUUGGGCUGAAGUAGGUUAAAUUGUCACAUGAGCAAAUUAUAUAGAAAUUUUACUUUCCAGCUAUCUAACUCUGACGUUUGGGUAAACAUAUUAAAAGAGAAAAUUAAUGUAAAGGCUAAAUGUCAUUUUGCUUGAAAUAGGCCCGUCUCGUUUUAAAAGGGAUUUUAUACUUCCAUGAUUUAGUUAGUUUAAUAUUGUUUUAUAGUUACAUAAAUCUAUACCCGGUUUUUAUGUCAUACAAAGAUCACGCAUUUUGUAAUAUAAUUAAGGUUAUUUAUGUAAACAGUUUAAGAGCAUGCGAAAUGAAAUCAUAAUCAUACUGUGAUAAGUUCUGUUUUCGUUUGCGAUCUCGUGAAUAAAUUUUUAAAAU
Vanessa atalanta (red admiral) is the source of this 3103-nucleotide messenger RNA. RefSeq names its product homocysteine-responsive endoplasmic reticulum-resident ubiquitin-like domain member 2 protein (gene Herp). Lineage: Eukaryota; Metazoa; Arthropoda; Insecta; Lepidoptera; Nymphalidae. Gene Ontology annotation, molecular function: protein binding. The record is from RefSeq and is a predicted model, not a curated record. Bases 219 to 1259 code for a protein of 346 amino acids. Gene Ontology annotation, biological process: endoplasmic reticulum unfolded protein response. The transcript is spliced from 4 exons.